Bursaphelenchus xylophilus (pine wood nematode) is the source of this 6824-nucleotide messenger RNA. Lineage: Eukaryota; Metazoa; Nematoda; Chromadorea; Rhabditida; Aphelenchoididae. The record is from the annotation of a GenBank genome assembly.
AUGUGGUGUGUUGUGGCCGCAUCGUCGCUGUUCACAUCGAUCCUUCUGAUGCUGUGCGGCGGGAAGGGCAAGUCCAAAUCAAAGUCGUUGUCGUAUCGGCCGCCGUUCGCAGAGCAGAGUGCGGGGAGGAAGAGCAAGACCAUCGAAGCAAAGGAUUCAUCGCUGAGUGCAGCGGACAAGGUGAGAGCAGGCGAUUAUUGGGCCGCACACGUCAAUCCAGGGCAUUUCCUGAACCUUUUCGGGACUUCCUAUCGUUUUGAUUGAUUUAAAAGGGAGACGAAAUGUCGCGAAAUUAUCGGCCCUUUUUCUCGCCCGAAAUAAUUGUUUUUUCUCGAAAAGGAAGGAUAAAGAUAAGAAAAUGCGUUUUCAUCGAUAGUGACAUUUCGUUUUGAACGAAUCACCAAAAAGGGGCGGGAAAUUUUUUCUUCUAUUCCCGUGCGUUGCGGCUUCGAGGAAUCGCCUCAAAUUUUCGGGGCGUUAUUAUAUACGCUAGGUAGAGUUGGUAGGAGAAAAUUUGAAAAAAUCGGAGAUUUGAAUUUUUUGAUUUUUUCGCGUCCCGACUUUUCGGGUCGAAUACAGUUCGGGUCAUCAAAGUCGAUUGAUAUGAGCCGUAGGGCAGGUGGACACCCAAAAAAAGAUUGUAGGAAGUGCCUACAAGGCCUGGCAAAGCCGUCGAAUAGUCGGCGCAGGCUCGGCAGAGACUUGGCAAAGGCUUGCAAUACAGUGAGGGACCUGAACCAGGGACAAAAACCGUACCAUUUUGCAUCCCAGAAGUAUGAAAAAAUGUAGCAAAAUGCCUCCCAUUCCUAGUGAAAAAACUCCAUUUUGAAGGGCCCUCGCAAAAAGAGCGGGCGCGCUUUUGAAAUCGGAGUUUUUCCACUUGGAGUGUUAGGUAUUUUGCUGCAUUUUGUGGUACUUCCUGGAUACAAAAUGCUACGCUUUUUGCUACUGGAUCAGGUCUGCCAUUGUAUUGCAAGCCUUUGCCAAGUCUCCGCCAAGUCUCCGCCGAGCCUUCGCCGACUAUUCGACGGCUUUGCCAGGCCUUGUAGGCACUUCCUACAAUCUUUUUUUGGGUGUCCACCUGCCCUACGGCUCAUAUCAAUCGACUUUUGAUGACCCGGACUGUAUUCGACCCGAAAGUUCGGGACGCGAAAAAAUCAAAAAAUUCAAAUCUCCGAUUUUUUUCAAAUUUUCUCCUACCAACUCUACCUAAUGUGAACUUUUCGUGCCGAAAUUCGGCAAAAAAGUCUCACAUUUUGGCCGAUUUUUGAUCUAAAAAUCUCGAUUGUUUCUGCAAAGCGCGAGCUAGAAUUCUCGCAUAUAAUUUGGAGAAAAUUAUUAUAAAUUUAUGCCAAGUUUGAUCAAAAUCUGAGCGUCGCUUAAUUUCGAAAAUCCAAUGACUUUAUGGCCAACAAUUUUCAGGACAAAAUCAGACCAAUCCCCCCAAACUCCGAACGCUUGAAUGUGCGGACGGCCAAGCCGUUGCCCCCAAUGAGAAGUAGUGCUACAGAGCAGUUCAAGGAACCACCGAAAGUCAAAUGUGAAAGAGUCGAGGAGCCCACCCAAUCCGACGAAAAAGACAAGAAAAGGUGAGAAUUUUCGCGGAUUUUUGGGGUUUUGGACUGAAUUUUCAAAGAAAUUUGGUUCGAUUAUGAAACCUAGAGGACCUGUGGGUUGCAUUUUUAGCCAAGUUUUGGGAUUAAAAUUUUUGAAAAAAAUACAAAUAUUACGAUUUUCCGGAGAUUUUUCAUGAUUUUUGGUUAUUUUUCAAUUUUCAAAUUAAAUUUUCAAACAAAUUUGGAUGGAUUAUGAUUUCAUAAACUCUAAAGGACCUGUGUAACAUAUUUUUGACUGUUUCUAAAAAGUAAAAUUUUUGAAAAAAUUGAAAAAUUUUGAAAAAUUUGCGACUUUUUUGAUAUUUUCGAUGAUUUUUGGAAAUUUUUCACUUUUCAAGCAAAAUUUCACAAAUUUUUUUGGUUAAUUUUUACACUAUGAGACCUGUAGAGCCAGUAAAUUGUAUUUCCAUCGAAUUUUAUCCACUUGUUUUUCAGCAAAGAGCCCAAACCCAGGAACAGUGAGGGCAAGACAGAAGGUGACAGAAAGGAGCAGAAAACGAAGGGCACCGAAGGCGAUGAUGAAGAAGUAGAGACUAUCUGUGAUGUCACGAAACUCAAGGUAGGGUUUUCGACUUUUUUCGAGGUUAUUUUUGCAUUCAUUGGCAGCAAGUUUGGGUCCCGCCACGAAAACUUGAUUUUGAAAUUUCUCGCCGGAAACGGUUGGAAAUUUGAAAAUUGGUUGAUUUCAGAACCUUGGAAGUCUGGAUUUGAAGAUCAAUAAGGAUAUGGAGGCUAUGAAUCGCGAAGGUUUGGAAAUACCGUCCCGCCAUGAAGAAGGUCCCAGAGGCGAAACUCACAGCAAGAAAACGGCCAAACGUGUGGUCAUAAAGGACGCUGAGUGCAAGAUCUACGAGACAGAUGACGUGGAGACAAUCGAUGAUGAAGCUGAUCUACCGAACGUUGAUUUAUAAGGGACCAAAUAAACUUUCCGACCUUGUACUUGACAUUAAGCUAAUUUUGUUGAAAAUUUUGCUGAAAUUUGUUAAUUCGAUGGGUAUUUGAUGUAAUAGACUUCAAUUAAAUCGGUAAAAUACAGUAAUCUGUUUUUUUUACUCCAAAGUAUACAAUUUCGCAAUUUCCCGCCGCAGUCUGCAGAAGUCUCGGACGCAGCUCGCCAUCCCCAAAUAAUCUCCAUGCUACCGAAAACGUGGUUCCACCGCAAGUUCCAGGCGUACACCUCCACUGUACGGCCUUUUUGUUCGUUCAUCUUGGUCGGAAACGCGGCAAGAUGUUCAAAAUGUUGUAAAAUAUGUUACUUUACCCCCAAAUUUUUACUAUGUUUAAUAAAAGGGGCGACCUUCACCCGAAAAGCAGAUCGUAAGGGUAUUGAUAAAUGUUUUUCCUUGUUGUUUAUUGUGACAUCAUUGCUCUGCCUCAUCCUUACGGUUUUCUCCAGGCUUUUGGUUCUAGGUGUUCUCGUGCGCAGUGGACGCAUCGUUAGCCAAGAGCGGAACAACGUGGACUUGAUCGAUUGAAAAAAGGUGGGUAAUUAUCUACUCUAUUGUGUUCUUCACGUUUAGGUCAAAGAUUUUGGUUGUGAUUUGGGUUUGUAACAAAUUUAUCUUAUCCAUGAGCUUGAUGGUGAAGAUAUUCCUGUAGCUCAAAAGUGGAUUUUCAAAAUCGGCUGGAAUUUCUCAUGGGGCAGCGUAUUGAAAUUCUAAUGCUUGUUCUAAAAUACGGUAGCAUGCCGCGCGUUAGCUUCUGAGAUAUAGCACUUUUUAUUUGAGGCAUCAAGUACAAUAUAAAUUUUUGAUUUUGUGGUGGUUUUUCUUGGUUGAACCCUUCAGUUAUGAUGAAUACAGGUCGUACAUGAUCUUCUUGACCUGUUUAUUAGUAUUUGCCUUCACCAUUGUUCUGAUUUUACCAUCUAAAAUUGAUAAUUCCAAGCUUUACUUAAAAUCUUUCAAUCCUGAAAAUGCAGGCAAAUUCUUUGUUGAGGGUCUUCAGAACGGUCCUGUAUAAUGCGCUGAAUUCAUUUCGAAAAGAAAAAAAAACGUUUCCGAACCCGCGAAUCUUGGUUGCCAACGCACCUUUCCCCUCUUUUCUUCGCUCCAUUUUCCUCUCCGUUUGAGCGCUGUUUAUUCCCAGGACCUGAGGGUACGACUUCGAAAUUUGAAUAGGGUUGUAUAUGGUUUGCUUUUGCAUCCAUUAAUCACGCCGAUAUGACUUUGUGGGUUUAACUUAUAUCACUUUAGGUAUCAAGAUGAAAAAUUGAGGGGUUUGAUAUGUUUUGAUGUAUAAUUGACGGUGUUUUUAGCCAAUUAUUGCUGUUUAUGGUUCAUUCAUGAUCUAGGUUUAAUUUCAUUAAGAAAAAUCAAGUUUGAGGUAGCCUUUUAUAUUAUACUUGACAUCAAAUGAAAAAUUGAAAUUUUGAAAGGAUGAAGUGUAAGAUUACUGUUGAAUGAAUUUUUUCUGACAUAAUCUGCACUCCUCUUUCUAUUUAGACCAAAAUUUUUAUUCUAAAUCUAUUUUAACAUCCAUUUUUGACCUUAUCUUACACUUGACCCUCCAAAUUCCAGACAUGUCCUCGGAUGAGUCGCCAAGAGAGGAGGGAGAGCUGGAAGAAGGUGAGCUGGAGUCGGAUUCGGAGCCAGAAGCCUCUGUGGAAGUUGCUGAGUCAAAAAUAAUCGACACAGAACCUUCAACAGUCGUCGAAAGUCGACCCAUUCCAAAGACUCCGCCCACUUUCGACUCGUCCCUUUAUGACUCCACUCGGGCUCAGAAUGGCAAUGCGGAUCGUCGACCAUCUUUCAAUCGGAAAUCAGAUCGGCCCGAGGAUUCCGGGAUAUGCAAAUUUUUUGUUCGCGGAAAUUGCACAUGGUCCGAUGGAUGUCGAUUUCGCCAUCCCAAAGGCGACGAAUUGGAACAUUGGAAGAAGAAAUUGGGCGUUCGAAGCGAUAAGGGCAUGAAGAAUGGAAAUUUUGGUAAAUUUUUGGGAGUUAUUUAUCUUAUUUUAGGUAGAAAAAAGAUGAUUUUUUUUGAAGUUUUGAUGGGAAAAUUGAUGUCAAAUGGCUGUAGACUGCUAGAUCAUGUGAUAUUGGGAUAUUUUCAAGAAAAUUGAAUCGGAUUUUUUGAGGAAUUUACCAAAUUUUGUGAAAAAUUAUAUUAUUUUAGGUAUGAAAUCCCAAAUUUUUGAUGGAUUUUGCUCGAAAUUUUGAGUGGAAUAGAUUGUAAAUAGUAUAUUACAGAUUCUAGAAGUAUUUGAAGCCACUGAUUUUUCAAAAUUUUUCUGAAUUUGAAUAAAUUUCGUGGUUUUAGAGCCCCUCCGAAAAGACCGCACAAAGCAUCGAGGCAGCAGAGAACAUCGGCGAUCUUCGUCCGCCUCCUCCUCAGACUCGGAACGAGCCCGUAGACGUCGGCGAUCAGCGUCAUCAUCAUCGGAGGACCGCAAAAAUAAAAGAAGAAGACCUUAUAGUAGAGGCUCGUCCUACAGAACAAGAACCCCCUCCCCUCCCUCGGGACCCUCCUCACCGUAAGAUUUUUGAGUUUUUGAUUGAUGUUUAGAGAGUAUACAAUGAGUGAAAAACAAUUUGGAUAUGACUCGCCGUAUUUUAGAGUGAGAAAAAGCCUCAAAAAUGCGAAGGCGGACCCGGACCGAGACCCCGCCUUGGCCGACCUGUCCAGCUUCAGAAUCCCGAAAAAACGACGCCGAUCCCCGUCCGGCUCGAACUCCCGGUCUCGAACUAGCUCUCGAUCUUCAACCCCCAUCGCCUUCUCACAGUAAGAACGAGAUUUUUUCGAUUUAUUUUUUAUUGGUUUAGUAAAAACCCGACCAAAGAUCAGGUCAAGGAAUUCUUCGCCGACAAGGAACAUGAAAAGCCUCUGGCCUACCGACGGCAUGUAAAUAGAACCCCAUCACCACCGAGGCGACCCAAGAAGUCCAGGACGAGGUCCAGCUCGAGCUCGAGUUCAUCUUCUUCAAGCUCUUCGGCAUCUUCGGAAUCGACUUUUAAGUAGGUUUAGAGGGAAAGAAGAAGCUUAAAAAGGAUUGUUUGGGAUGUUUCAGAGCUAUUGAGGAGAUUCGGAGAGAAUCUUUGACCUAAAAAAAUAUUUUUGGAUAUUGUUUUAGGUACAAACUUGAAAAUUUUUUUUGGCUGAAAAUAGUUGAUAAUUGUUGUGUAUGAGGUGUUGGGGGUAGAAAUAGUCUUUUAACGUAAUUUACACUAUUUUGACAUUGUUUUUGAUGAUUUUGGACAAAAUUUUGGGUCCCACCACGAAAACCUGAAUUUUUGUUUUGGGCCUCUGGAGCUCGGGAAAUGAAAAAAUGUUGAAAAUAAUGAAUAAAUAAACCCAUUUUAGGUCAGUGGAGCGCCGAAAACCGAAGCGCCGAUUCCCAUCCGUGGAAUCUUUGAUCUCUUCGGAGGACUCUAAAUCAUCAAAAAAAGUCAAGUCAACGUCCUCAAAAACAAAACGACCAUCACCACCGGUCCUAGAAGCCGCUAAAAUCUCGUCGGACAGCGAUUCGGACGCGGCGAAACCGGCCAAUUUGGAGCCGGAACGAAUUUCGUCGGAUAGUGAAGAUGAAGGAAAAAGUGGUCAAAAAAGCAGUGAAGAAGAGCAUAAUGAAGUGGAGUCGGAUGUGGAGGAGGAGAAAAAACCAAGUAGUCCUAUGGAAAUUAGCAGUGAAUCGGUAAGAGGGGUUUUGGAGGUUUUUUAUAUUAUUUUAGGUAUAAAAUUUGUAAAUUUUGAUGGAAAUGGGGGAAUCUUGAGUGGUUUGGAGGCAUUUUAGAGUAAAAAGUGUCGUGGAGUAUUGUAGAAUAAAUUUUGAGACGUUUGACGUGGAUUUUGAAUAUAUUUUUUGGGGGUUUUACCUUAUUUUAUGUAUUAAAAUUGAAAAAAAAGUUAAUGGAAAUGGAUUUAAUUUAGUGUAAUUUGUAAAGAUCUUGUGGUAACUAGACUUAUAUAAUGUUUGUAAAUAGUCUUGACGAUUUUUUCCGAACUUUUUUUAACCUUAUAUUACACUUGAUAUCAAAAUUUUCAAAAAGCCGAUUUUACCAAUAUUUUUGCUUCCAGGAAGACGAAGAAAGGCCUGCAAGACCCGCAUCGACUUCAUCUGCGGCCUCAAGUCGAUCCACCAGCAGUUCUUCGUCCUCAUCGGCGUCUACGAACCAUUCCAGCAUUAAAGAAGAUGUGGAAAAUCGGGUGAUAGAAAAGGAUUUUGAUGAACCCACAAGAGUCCGAAGAGUCUCUCAUGAAGCCAGUGGAUAG